AUGGGAUCAAUGGCCCUUGGCGAACCAUUACAUUCGACAUUCCCAAAUUGGUCUUAUAGAAGCCAAUUUCUCUCUCAGCAAAUGCCCCAACCACAGUAUCAGUCGCGAGAAUAUCAGCCCCUUGCCGCACAUCAACAUCAUCACCAUCGCCUUCCCAUUCAAACCCGACAUGAAAGUCUGCCCCCUCUGCUUCAUUCGAGCCCGCCUGGAAUACUGCCUGGGACAAGCGUGGUGGGCCAGGAAGGCAUGCCAGAACCGGCGUCACGGCCCAGAGGGCCCAAGUUGAAGUUUACUGCCCAGGAAGAUCAGAUGCUGGUAGAGCUGAAGGAGAAUAAAAACCUUACCUGGAAGCAGAUAGCAGAUUUCUUUCCCGGCCGGACCAGUGGCACGUUACAGGUUCGGUAUUGUACGAAGCUCAAAGCGAAAACUGUCAUCUGGACAGAAGAUACUGUACAGAGACUACGCAGGGCCAUGGAGGAAUACGAGAAUGACAAAUGGCGACUGAUUGCAGCCAAGGUUGGCAGCGGUUUCUCACCCACGGCCUGUCAAGAAAAGGCCGAGGAGAUGGAGAUUCAAGAGGAGUACGAAGACACAUCCAGUCCUGAAUCACAGACUGCGGGUUCUGCCCCUAUGCAACCUUACAGUGCAAGCAUGUUCUCUUCACCAGCCAUCUCUACUACUGCGGAAUCUUACAGCACAAUGAGCUCGAGAGCAGAAUCACAACCAGCAAUCUCUGCUCCCAUGUACAGCUUCACCACUAUGGGUUCAUGA
Molecule: messenger RNA, 771 nt
Organism: Endocarpon pusillum Z07020
Lineage: Eukaryota; Fungi; Ascomycota; Eurotiomycetes; Verrucariales; Verrucariaceae
Exons: 2
Coding region: 1-771 (256 amino acids)
Source: RefSeq, a predicted model, not a curated record